GAUUUUUAAACAUUGCAGGAAAGGCACAAUGCUCAUUUGCAAGAAUAAAUAUUAUCAAUUGUAUAGGAUUGAUGACCCCUUUGUUGAUUUUUAUCCUGAGUGAAUAUACAAACAGACUGACUCGUUGGUUGUCAUCAACAUUUCCUCUAAUUGUGUUGUCAUCCUGGGUUGCUCAUCUUUCACAGCUUGUUUUUAAAAGCUACAGCCUACUCGGUGUUAUAUUGAAAUAUCGUAUUGGGUGUCUGUAUGUGAGUAGAAAUCAUGGCCGGAACUAUUGAUUCAGAGACAAGACAGGUUCUUGCAGACAUUGCCAAUAAGCUACGAAUUCACAGUAUUAAUUCUACUACUGCUGCUGGCACUGGACACCCAACGUCAUGUUGUUCUAUCGCAGAGAUUAUGUCAGUCCUGUUCUUCAAUGCCAUGAAGUACUCCAUCUCCGAACCAAGGGGAGAUAAUAACGACAGAUUUGUCCUCUCCAAGGGUCAUGCUGCUCCAAUUCUCUAUGCUGCCUGGGCAGAGGCAGGCUUAUUUCCAACGUCUGAACUGUUGAAGCUGCGUAAAAUUGAAUCCGAUCUGGAGGGACAUCCCACCCCACGACUUAACUUCAUUGACGUGGCCACUGGUUCCCUAGGACAGGGCUUAAGCUGUGCUGCAGGGAUGGCGUACACCGGAAAAUAUCUAGACAAAGCUGAUUACCGUGUAUACUGCAUCAUUGGAGAUGGUGAGAGUGCAGAGGGGUCAAUCUGGGAAGCUAUGGCAUUCAGCAGCCAUUACAACCUAGACAACUUAGUGGCCGUCUUUGAUGUGAACCGUCUGGGUCAAAGUGAACCGACCACCCUUCAGCACGACAUGGAUGUUUACAGGAAGAGAGCAGAAGCUUUUGGUUGGAACACCAGUGUGGUAGAUGGACAUGACGUGGAUGCCUUAUGUAAGGCUUUUCAUGAUGCUAGCACUGUGAAGGGAAGACCAACUUGUAUCGUGGCCAAGACCUUCAAAGGCAAAGGGAUUCCAGGCAUUGAGGAUCAAGAAAACUGGCAUGGUAAGCCUUUGUCUGCCAAAUCAGAGGCAGCGAUCCAGGCCAUCACAGAAAACAUGAAGAACAAAGGGCCCCAUGGACUGACCCCUAAAUCACCUGGCAACCUCGCCAAACCUGUCAACAUCACCAACAUCAAGCUGUCUGAACCUCCCACCUACGAUAAAGGAGCUCAGGUUGCCACCAGAGCUGCCUAUGGAACAGCCCUUGUGAAGAUCGGCAAGGGUAAUGACAGAGUGGUUGCCAUGGAUGGAGAUACUAAAAAUUCAACAUUUUCCAUCAAGUUCAAGGAGGCUUUUCCUGACCGCUUUAUCGAGUGCUUCAUUGCCGAGCAGAAUCUGGUUGGUGUAGGAAUUGGCUGCGGAACCAGAGGUCGAACUGUUCCAUUUAUCUCCACAUUUGCGUGCUUCCUGUCCAGGGCAUUUGAUCAGAUCAGAAUGGGUGCUAUUUCUCAGACAAACGCUAACUUUGUGGGCUCUCAUUCUGGUGUUUCUAUUGGUGAAGACGGCCCCUCACAGAUGGCGUUGGAGGAUCUGUCUAUGUUCCGCAGUAUCCCCGGCUCCACCGUGUUCUAUCCUAGUGAUGCCGUGUCUACUGAGCGGGCCGUAGAGCUGGCAGCCAACACUCCAGGCGUCUGCUUCAUCAGGACUAGCCGUCCAAACACCCCCAUUCUGUAUAGUGCAGAUGACAACCUGCAGAUCGGAAAAGCCCGGGUGGUACGUAAGAGUGACAGCGACAAAGUGACGGUGAUCGGAUGCUGUGUUACUUUGUUCGAAGCCCUGAAGGCAGCAGACAAACUCGCUAUUGAUGGAGUCAACAUCCGUGUGAUCGACCCCUUCACCAUUAAACCCAUCGAUGAAGAAACAAUUCGAAAAAAUGCCAGAGAGACAGGCGGAAAGAUUAUAACUGUGGAGGAUCACUACCCUGAAGGUGGUCUUGGUGAGGCUGUGUGCUCAGCCGUGGCUUGCUGUCGUGACAUCACCGUCAAGAAGCUUGCCGUACCGGAAAUACCGAGAUCUGGCAAGAGUGGUGAACUCCUGGAGAGAUACGGAAUCAGUGCUAACUGUAUUGUCAAGGCUGUCAACCAAAUUCUGUCCCAGUAACCUAGUGCUGCUUCUCCAGACUAUAAAUACCAGUCCUAUAUCAAGUCUUACUGUAUAGAAUAAAGCUGGUAGUUUAUUACACGUUUGUAUGUUUAACCCCACAAAAAGACAUGCAUUUGAUAUAUGUGUAUAUGAUAUUAGUGAACUAGUGCUGAAUUUCUUUAAUAAAAAUCUGUCUCUCAG
Molecule: messenger RNA, 2319 nt
Organism: Ostrea edulis (European flat oyster)
Lineage: Eukaryota; Metazoa; Mollusca; Bivalvia; Ostreida; Ostreidae
Product: transketolase-like protein 2
Exons: 12
Coding region: 262-2136 (624 amino acids)
Molecular function (GO): thiamine pyrophosphate binding; transketolase activity
Source: RefSeq, a predicted model, not a curated record